GACGCUGCGAGUGACUGUAUGGAAAGAAAUUCUAAGAGCGACUGUGCGGUAUGAAUGUUAUGAGUGACUAAACGGCACAACGCUUGUGAGCGGUUGUGUGGCAUGGCCGCUACGUGAAGUGUCGGCCCCCACUAAACCUGGACCGUGGUGGCCCUGAGACCGGCAGGAAACCUGGGUGUGAAAGUGGAGGAGGGGAAUUGCAGUGGAGACUCCCCCUAGGCAUCCCUGGGAGCCGAGCCCUUAGAUGGUAUAAGGCUGCCGCCAGUCCCCCGUCUGUUGGGAGGCCGUUGUGUUCAAAACCGUCCGCCCUUUUUUUUUGGCUCCGCCCCCUCGCACACCACGUGAUCCGGUGGCGCCGGCAACCGGGGAGGACGCCGCAUCCUGCCGACCGGAGCCUUGGGGAGCGAGGAGGAGGAGAGCCCGACGUGAGGACCAGACCGGGCACCGUGACUGACGUGGGCUCCACCCCCCUGCGCCACGCGGCCGAGCAGCUGCGGGUGCCGAUCAAGCCGCCCGGAGCCACGAGGAGGAGGAGGGGGAGGAGGAGACCCGGAUCGGAACCCAGGUCUACAGCCCCCACUUCAUUCUGUUCUCAGCCUCAGAGCAGCACUUCACCCGGGGUCACUCAAGGAGCCUGAUAAGGAGGAGGAUGAAGCCAAGGACAUACCAGUCACAAGAGGGACCGGGACAAGUGCUUAUCCUGCCGCCUCCAGGACCGCUGACUCAUCACCCAACAACCAGCAUCAUGUACAGGACUAUCUGCACAAUGUUACCUCCCCAGUCAGGGAACAACCCAGGGUCAGCAAAGAACGACAGCCUUUUGUCUUUGUGUGAAGUAAAAGGGGAAGUUCCUUGGUGAAGUCGUAUGGUUUGUCACACUGGAAAUUCUUCAUUGGGUGAGAAGUCGCCGGUCGGUGCUGUCCCCUCUCUGAUCCCUCCAGGACCUCGGUGCAGCAUGGAGGACGCUCCCCGGGGAGUUUCCCCAAAUAAUGAAGGAUACGGAACGAUCGGAAGAGGCACAAAGGAGGAAGGAUCCACGUAUCUGGACGAGAAGAUCGCCAUCCCGGGUGCAGGACGUCCUGGAUUCAGCUUCCGUAAGCUUUGGGCGUUCACCGGCCCCGGCUUCCUCAUGAGCAUCGCCUACCUGGACCCAGGAAACGUAGAGUCCGACCUGCAGUGUGGUGCCAUUGCUGGAUUUAAGCUCUUGUGGGUUCUACUUGGUGCCACAUUCCUCGGUCUUGUCUGUCAGCGUCUGGCCAUACGGCUCGGUGUGGUAACCGGUAAAGAUUUGGCUCAGGUUUGUCGCUCGUACUACCCAAAGGCUCCGCGCUGGAUCCUUUGGGUUUUGGUGGAGAUCGCAAUUAUUGGGUCCGACAUGCAGGAAGUCAUCGGGACGGCCAUCGCGUUCAGUCUGCUGUCAGCCGGGCGGAUUCCCCUCUGGGGCGGGGUCCUCAUCACCAUCGUGGACACGCUCUUCUUCCUUUUCCUGGAUAAAUAUG
This is a messenger RNA of Hyla sarda, 1499 nucleotides long. Its product is annotated as natural resistance-associated macrophage protein 1-like. Lineage: Eukaryota; Metazoa; Chordata; Amphibia; Anura; Hylidae. Gene Ontology annotation, cellular component: plasma membrane. Gene Ontology annotation, molecular function: cadmium ion transmembrane transporter activity; iron ion transmembrane transporter activity; manganese ion transmembrane transporter activity. The record is from RefSeq and is a predicted model, not a curated record. Gene Ontology annotation, biological process: metal ion transport.